AUGCCGAAACUGACCCCUGAACUCCCAUCCGAAAUCAUUUCAGAUAUUCUCUCAAGGCUUCCUGUCAAGUGUCUGGUUCGUUUCAAGUGUGUAUCCAAGACAUGGCGUUCUCUAAUCUCCCAUCCUGAAUUUGCCAAAAUGCACCUCAAACGUACCAAGGAGGACAACAAUGUUAACCACCACAAAAUCUUUCUCUCCACUAAUCCUUUCCCAUGCAUCUUCGACCCUGAAGAAUAUUGUGAUGGUGAUUGCAAUCUCUUAACAACCCAGCUCCACUUUCCUAUCGCGCAUCCGGAAUAUAAUUAUAUCUUUAUCUUGGGAUCUUGUAAUGGCCUGGUGUGUGGACUUUUUGAGUCUGAUCCGCUAAUCCAUAUAUGGAAUCCAUCUACUAGAGAGUCUAAGGAAGUGGCCUUGCCGAAUUAUUUGGAUGCUUGUGAGUGCUUUUAUGGAUUUGGUUAUGAUUCUCAGCUUGAUGACUACAAAAUAAUAGUAGGUUCCAUGUGUACUUCCCCCAACCGUCAUGGCUCUAAGAUUGAAACAAAAGUAGAGGUAUUUACCUUAAAAAGCAACAGCUGGAGAACGGUUCAAGACCUUUGUUUUAGUGUUCUCUUGGGGGGUCCGGGCGCUUUAGCAAAUGGGGUUUUGCAUUGGCUAGUCACACAGGACAGUGGUCGUCCCACUGCGAUGGUUUCAUUUGAUUUGGUAGAGGAGAAAUUCCAAGAGAUGGUGCCACUUCGAGGCCUAACUGGUGAUGCCAUUUACUGGCACUACGAAUUGGGAGUUUUAGGAGAAUGGCUUUGUCUGUAUUCUGAUUAUGGUCUAAGCAGUGACUGUGAGGCAUGGAUAAUGAAGGAAUAUAGCAGCGAGGCUUCUUGGACUAGUUUCUUGAGGUUCAAGGGUGAAUCAAAUCCGGGAGCGUGGAUUGUUGGUGGAAUAAAAGCUGGAAGGUUACGGUCCCAUGUAAGGUCACUAAUUUCGUAUGCUAUCACAAGAAAAAGUAAUUUAGAUUCAACCUGUGAAAAUUGUGGAGCUGUUCCAGAAUCAACAAUGCAUCUUCCAGUUGGAUGGCAUGGUCUUCAACAGUUUGGGAGUUAUGUUGAUGACUUCAAAGCAUGGUUGCAAGCUAACAUGGUUACACUGAAAUACUGA
This is a messenger RNA of Dovyalis caffra, 1149 nucleotides long. The record is from the annotation of a GenBank genome assembly. Lineage: Eukaryota; Viridiplantae; Streptophyta; Magnoliopsida; Malpighiales; Salicaceae.